Molecule: messenger RNA, 1056 nt
Organism: Closterium sp. Naga37s-1
Lineage: Eukaryota; Viridiplantae; Streptophyta; Zygnematophyceae; Desmidiales; Closteriaceae
Source: the annotation of a GenBank genome assembly
AUGUCGCCUUCAGCCAUCCACCAAUUGCAUCUCUUCAUCUUCUUCCUCGUUGCCGGUCACAUCGUCUACACCUGCAUUACCAUUGUCAUCGCCCGUGCCAAGGUGUCCACGUGGCACAGGUGGGAGAACAAGUGUCAAGAGAAGAUGAAGCAAAGGAAGGGCGCGGUAUCAGGUCAGCUCACCCGCGCCCUGCAAGACCGUAGCUUCAUUCUCCGCCGCACAGGGCCCCUUGCCAGCUUUCGCCGCCGCGUGGCACCUGACGUGGCAGAUGCCGGUUCCAGCUCAGCAGGUGCCGGAUAUGACGUGGAGCAGCCCCCUUCCGGCGUGGGGCAGGAGCCAGAGCUGGCGAGAACCUUCCAGGAAGUUGUCAAGGAGGGGGAAGAGGCGAAAGCUCAGGGGAGUCAGGAGCAGCAGGUUCGGGAGCAGGCUCGGGCACAGGAGGCUCGGGAGCCGGCUCGGCGAGGCUCGAAGUUGCAAGUUCACUAUAGCGAUGAGGAUGACGUGGCAGAGGAGGAAGAGCCGGAGCAUUUCACGUGGAUAGGGGAGGAGGAGGAGGAGGGGGACGACCUGGAUACGGUAUAUGAGGACGAGGAGGAGAGAGAGGAGGAGGAGAAGGAGGAGAAGGAAUGGAGGAGGCAGAAGGGGAUGAAGGAGGGAGGGGCAGGGGAGAAGGGGAAGAAGCGGCUGACUCGGCUGGCAACGAUGGCGAGGAGAGAAGCGAGCACUGAGCUGACCGUGUGGCAGUCGCUCGUGCUCACUGUGCAAUGCUUUUUCCAGCAACUGUUCAACCCGAUCACCCGGUCUGACUACUACACUCUCCGGCUUGCAUUCAUUCAUAAUCAGGACCUUCCUCGAGACUUCGAUUUCUAUCACCACGUGGUUGGCUCCCUGGAGAAGGACUUUGUCCACAUCGUCGGCCUCAGCCCCUCCCCCUCCCUUCCCCCAUAUCUCCUCCCAACUCUUUCCAACCCCUCCCCCAACCCCUUCCCUCUGCCUACCCAGCUUGCCUCUCUGGAUCACUCUCGUUAUUGUCAUAUGCAUCACAAGCUACAGUAA